Molecule: messenger RNA, 1362 nt
Organism: Lymnaea stagnalis (great pond snail)
Lineage: Eukaryota; Metazoa; Mollusca; Gastropoda; Lymnaeidae
Source: the annotation of a GenBank genome assembly
AUUGUUCAAGGCAUGUCCAAGUUGUCCACCACAUCUCAGAUUGGGGUUUUGUCUAUGGUCACAGUGGCUUUUUGUAAUGGCUUAAUCAAUGCCAUCUUGAAAGAAAAAAUAAGAUUCAGGUAAGUAACAGAAUAUUUCAAUUUCACAAUACUUUUUAAAAUGAUUAAUAGAUAAUAGUUUUUUUUUAGAACUGUCGAGGGUAUGAGAAUCACUUUUGUUAUGUGUAGAGCAUUGUUGUCAUGUUUGAUAGGGAAAAGAUGUUAGUUAGAGAUUUUAUGUGCAGCCGUAUCGUUUGUGUGAGAGUGUUGUGACGUAAUUGUGUAGUGGGAAGUGACGCGUUAUUUUUCGUUGUGUUUUGAGAAGAUAGAUGGCGGAUGUGCUACAUUGACGGUUUUGAAUUGAAUACUGCUAAGUGUUGUGCUGAGAAAUUAAGUAUCAAACAUAGUUUGGAAAUUGCGGUUAAUUAAAUGAAGAGUUGUGCUGAAAGGAUUGGAUUGUUACUCCGACAUUAAGUAUCAACCUUGGUUUGUGCAUUGUGGUUAAAUAAACUUCUGUUUACAACAAACCGGUUUGGUGACUGUUGCUGUAUGAUGUACUGCCGAACGGAAUGAAGUGAAAGACUUGGCCAUACAGAAGAAUCAAUUCUCGACAAGAACAAUAUUUAUCAUUCAUUUUGGCUUCAUUUUUUAAUUGACUGAAGAAAAGAAAUCUUGUGGUAACAUGAUACUUAAUGGUAAUAAGGUAACUUACUCUCCAAGUGUCACUUUGAUCGCUGUGGGUGAACCCAAGGUUAUGAUAUAACACAUACACACUCAUGGAGAUUUGAAGUACCACAAAGCUGUGUGCUGGGCCCUAACCUCUUGUUUGGUCACUGUUGCACAGCCAGUGACCAACACGUGAUGCUGGCAUCAUUGUUCCCGAGUUUCCUGUGUCAGGCUCAUACGAUGCCACCCGCUCAUUUUGAAUUGAUAUAGAGGACUUGUAGCAAACCACAUUAGUUCUGAGUGAUUUCACCGGUCUUUCUGGCAGCUUUAUAUUGUCCUUUUUCGUCCCCAUCUUUUGCUAUCAUAUUCUCGGAACAAAUAAAAAGAUAUAGUGCUCAAGAUCUGAUUUCCUUGGAUUUUUAAUCUAAAUUUAAAACUGUAUUGCCACCAACCACUCAGCCACUAAGCACACGGCUACAAUCUAAUCACACAAAGCGAAACAAUUUAUGUGUGUACUUUCAGUUUGUGGGGAGCUGUACAACUUGGCAUGGACUUUGAAUAUGUCAACCUCCAACUUGGCCAGUUGCUAACCAAUGAGGAGGUGAGGCAGAGUGUUACUGAGCUGGCCAUUUUUCAGCAGAUGCAGGGCAUAGUUCUG